AUGGAGUAUCCAACAUGAUCUUCCGCUCUGCUGUUCCCGAUAUUAAAAUCCCAUCAUUGGGCGUCUACCAGUACGCUACGCGAAAUGAAAAUGGAAUUGAUGACAACAAGCCAGUAUUUAUCGAUGCUGUGACCGGUGUCGAGUUGACUUUUGGUGCAUUUAAGAGGGACUCGAAGAGGCUGGCGGCUGGAUUGCAGGAUAAGCUCGGUUUGAAGAAGGGCGAUGUUGUAGCUAUAUUCUCACCUAAUCAGGUCGAUUACCCCGUUGUCUUUUUUGGCAUAAUUGCAGCCGGUGGUAUCCCAACGUUGGCAAGUCCUCAGCAAACACCAAAAGACUUUCAGGCUCAAGUUUGCGAUUCAACCGCAUCAGUUAUAAUCGCCCAUCCGCUCGUCUUGGCCACUGCUCUCGAAGCAGCGAAAAACUGCGAGUUUCCAGUGUCAAAGAUUUUUCUCUUCGGUGGAGAAGAAAAAGAUGGCAUUAAACCGUACACGGAUCUAUUGGGAGACCGUGAAGCCGAACCGGUUGUAUUCACGGAAGAAGAGCUUAAGGAACAACCGGCGUUCUUGUGUUAUAGUUCGGGAACGACUGGAUUGCAAAAGGGAGUCAUGACAACACAUUACAACGCGGUGUCCAACUUUGAACAGAACAAGGCCUUUGAAGAACCAAAAAUGCAUUCGAAUCUAGUUUUUAUGGGUCUUUUGGGCGCUACCGUUGUAGUCAUUCCAAAGUUCGACAUAACGCUCUUUUGUACAACCAUCCAAAAAUACAAGGUCAACAUAGCUCAUAUUGUCCCGCCUAUAAUCGUAUUGUUAACGAGGAGUCCGGUCGCAAGGACUUGCGACUUUUCGAGUAUGCAAGUAUUCAUAAGCGGCGCUGCACCAUUGAGUAAGAGCUUGACUGAAGAGUGCUAUUCUAUCUGUCAAGUGCCUAUAAAGCAAGGAUUUGGCUUGACCGAGACAUCACCGAUUACGCAUCUUGGUAGCAACUCGAAUCCUGUCGAUGGUUCAAUUGGAAAGCUUUUGCCGAACCUUGAGGCAAAGAUUGUAUCCGACGAUGGCAAAGAGCUUGGAUAUAACGAGCCCGGAGAACUGUGCCUUCGCGGACCAAAUAUCAUGAAGGGUUAUUGGAACAACAAGACGGCAACAGACGCGUGUUUCGACAGCGAAGGGUUCUUCCACACUGGCGAUGUUGCGACCGUCGCAAGUAUCAUUUCUAAAACCGAUGAGAAUGGAAAUUUCUUUAUCGUUGAUCGUAAAAAAGAACUGAUCAAAUACAAAGGCUUCCAGGUUGCUCCGGCCGAGCUUGAAGCGCUCCUUUUAACUCAUCAAAGCGUAGCUGAUGCUGGCGUUGUUGGUGUUUGGACAGACUCUGAAGCGACAGAGUAUCCUAUUGCGUACGUUCAAACCAAACCAAACAUCGAACAGACUGAUGAACUCAAGAAAGAUAUUGAAAAGUAUGUUGCUGAUAAUGCUGCACCAUGCAAGAAGCUGCGUGGAGGUGUCGUUUUUGUUGAUAAAGUGCCGAAGAGCGCGUCAGGGAAAAUCUUGAGGAGGCAGUUGAGGGACAGGGCCAUUGAGGAUUAUGCAAAGAUGAAUCGGUGA
This is a messenger RNA of Paraglomus occultum, 1601 nucleotides long. The record is from the annotation of a GenBank genome assembly. Lineage: Eukaryota; Fungi; Glomeromycota; Glomeromycetes; Paraglomerales; Paraglomeraceae.